AUGCGUGUUUAUCACCCACCACCUCAACCUGCCCCUGCAGACAAUAUUUUCAUGCAUCAGGCUGGUGAACCUCCAAACAUGGGUCCAAACCAUCCCAAUAACCAGCUUCCUGGCUUUAGUGCUGCCUUUGGUGGGUUUGAAUCUCGCAUGAUCCCCCAGGGUCCUGCCCAGCCAGCCAAAAAGAUCACAGGGAGCCGUUGCAUGAGCACUGUCAUUCCGACUGCCAAAGCCAAAGGCAAGGCACAUGCCAUUGACAAUACUGCCCCACUGGUAAACUGCAAGUGGAAGACCCCAUCUGCACCUCCCACUUCCUCUGACUCAUCCAAGAAAUGUGGCCAUCAACAGGGAGCACCAAAUUAUAAUGAAGAUGAAAUUGAUGCUCUCCUCGAUGCCUGCAAAUCGUGUUUGCCUGUGGGUGUGAAGAGUUGGAAUGUUGUUGAAGCAAUCUUUGCACAGUGGGUGAAUGACAAUGACUGUCCAGCUCACUUGUCCAAGUCCCUCAAACUCAAAUUCAAGCAAAAAGCUGGAACUCGUGAUCUUGACGAUGAAGAACUUGCUGAUGAAGUUGUUGAAAUCUCAGAUGAUGAUGAUGAUGACAUGACAGUGUCAGUCCUUUCCAAGACCAAGCCAACUCAGAUCAAGCUUGAGGUCCAAGAGCCUUGUCUUGGCCCCACUGCUUGCUGUGCAACAUCCCCUGUCGUUUCUUGUCCCCCUCGCACAUCACACAGUGCAGGGGUUGACCUUCUGACAACCAUCUCUGCAUCACUCAAUCCUUGCCUUCAGGCUGUCCGAGAUGAAGAGCGUUCGGCACAUGCCAUUCAGUCCAUGCAGGUCAUGUCUCUGACCACUCAGCUGCGUGAUGCACAUGCAACCAUUAAUAAUCUUCAUGGCCAGCUUGCACAAGUUGAACAGGAAUGUGCUAACACUGAAUAUCAUGUGGACCGUGUUGAGACCAGCAAUCUGCUCCCUGGGGCAUUGAGUCAACAUUGA
Molecule: messenger RNA, 990 nt
Organism: Suillus paluster
Lineage: Eukaryota; Fungi; Basidiomycota; Agaricomycetes; Boletales; Suillaceae
Exons: 5
Coding region: 1-990 (329 amino acids)
Source: RefSeq, a predicted model, not a curated record